This is a messenger RNA of Phytophthora nicotianae INRA-310, 707 nucleotides long. RefSeq lists its product as hypothetical. Lineage: Eukaryota; Oomycota; Peronosporomycetes; Peronosporales; Peronosporaceae. The transcript has a single exon. The record is from RefSeq and is a predicted model, not a curated record. Bases 70 to 465 code for a protein of 131 amino acids.
CACCACCAGUGUCAGUUCUCAUUUUCGCUUCCAGCCAGAUAAACUCCCAAGUCUCCAAGUGUCCCGACCAUGCGUCUGUCUUUCAUGCUGGCGGUGAUGACGGCCAUCACCUACUUCGUGGCCUGUACCGCGGCUGCGGAUUCCGACGUAACAAUGGAUUCACCAGACCUCGUCCGUUCACUCGAUGCAACAAAGUACAUCGAUGGUGCCCGCAGAAAACUUCUUCGAGGACAUAAGGACUCUGAAACGGAAGAGCGCGGUCUUGCGGACUGGCUGGAGAAGAGUAAUGUCAAGAAAUUGGCUAAGGAAAUCUUGAAAGACUAUACGAAGGGUGACGCCGCAUACACGGAAUGGGCUCAAAAGGGUUAUACCCUGGACAAAAUGAAGAAGCUCCUGGAUAUCGAGAAAAAGGACAAGUACCUUUCGGUCUACAAUGACUAUGUUUCGCACUUGUAUCAGCUCUAAGAGACCGGGCGGAAACAAGUGUUAGUGCUUUGGUAUUUGCAUGACAGCAAUCAACCACGAUGGCGAGACAGAAUAAACUUCAAAAGCAAUAUAUCUGGCAUUCUUUUUGACACUUGAUCGCCAUGUAAAUAUUUGAGGUUCGAGUGAAUAUAUUACUAACUCAAGCAUACUUAAGAAAAGCCAAGCAUCGUGAAGUAAUUUAGUGCUGCCCUCACAUCUAAAUUAGCGACAACCGAUUCCCC